AUGUCAAAGCAACCAGAAUCCAACCUAUCUUUGAAGAAUAAAGCAAAUCUGCCGCCCAAGGACAGUCCAGUCACACCCACCAAAAAGAUCAACAAGAUUUCGGUAUCAGACAGAGGCUUCAGCAUUGGUGACAUUACAAAGAGAGAUACAAGUCCUAGUUCACCCAGUAGAAAUGGCAUCACACGUUCACAUUGGAAACAGUCACAGCUGCAAUCAUCACAUUUGAGUUGCAAAAUAUGUGGCAAGAGACUAAAUGUAAAGAAUGGAAUUGUCAAUUGUCGCAAAUGUGGAGAGUUAUUCUGUAACGAUCACACUCAUUAUCGGGUAAAAUUGAGGAACCCAAUGGGAGAUGAAAAGAAGCCACAGUACGAGUCUUCAAAAGAUGGCGUUUGGUGUCGGUGUUGUGAAACUUGUUUUGAAGAAAGUAGAGUGACGGAGGUUUUUGUUCGGGAUCGUACAAAUGAGUUUACUGCCAAACGUCGAGACCAAUUGAACUUGAGCAAAUUACAUCGGACCAAGAUACAACGAAACUUUAUCAAGUUGGCCAAUUUAAUGGUGGAGAAGAAACACGCCCAUCAGAACUCCCUUUUAUCGCUUUUCCAAAAUGUCGAUGAUGAUGAGCGGGGAAUCACUGGGGCAAAUUGGGCCCAGGAUGAAAACAUAACUAACUGCACAAUAUGUUUCACAAAAUUUAACUUUUUGAUUAGAAAACAUCAUUGUCGAUUAUGUGGGGAGAUAGUGUGUGAUGACUCAAAUGGAGUACGGCGGAAUUGUUCAAUGUAUAUUCCGUUAUCGGCAAUUGUUGAAAAACUCCCUAAUUUGAACUACUCAGCUAAAUUCAGAGACGAAUUUGAUCUUCGCGACGAUGAACUACGAUUCAGGUGCUGUGUCAAUUGUAAAAAUGCAUUAUUACACGAUUGGAAGCGGGAUCAUGAUUCAAGUGAUUUCCAUUACGAAGAAAUCUUUGCUCUUUAUGAAGGUAUGCUUUUACAGAAGCUGAAUAUUGAGAGAUUGAUGCCAGUAUAUGACCAAGGCAUAAGUACCGAAGAUGAAGCCAAAACUGGACAUAAGUUGACCAUGAGCUUGAAAGAGUUGGAGAAUUCGAUCUUGUAUUUCAAAAAGAAGUUCUUUCACAAGGAGAAUGAGAUGUUAUUGGUACGUGACGAGUAUCUUCGAUAUAACCGGAUCUUGUUGAAUAUUUAUCAAGGUAUGGGUACUUUUCUCCAUGACAAUUUGCUAAAGUACAAAGCCAUUAGCGAUAAAAAUAAGCCACAAGAGUUGAAGAAAGACAAAACCCCACCACCCCCUCGCUUGACAAAGAAGCAAAUACGAGAGUUGCGAGAACAGUUGAUGGUUUUGAAUGAGCAGAAGUUUCUUGUUGAGAAUCAGAUUCAACAGUUUACUAAGGAUCGGAAAUUUGAUGAGUUAGAUUCAUUGAUAACCAAUAAAGACGAAAUUUCCGAUACGAUAAAGCAAUUGGAAGAAGAGUUGGGCGAAUUUGGCUUUUAG
This is a messenger RNA of Lodderomyces theae, 1509 nucleotides long. RefSeq names its product Pep7p (gene PEP7). Gene Ontology annotation, molecular function: metal ion binding. Bases 1 to 1509 code for a protein of 502 amino acids. Lineage: Eukaryota; Fungi; Ascomycota; Pichiomycetes; Serinales; Debaryomycetaceae. The record is from RefSeq and is a predicted model, not a curated record. The transcript has a single exon.